This is a messenger RNA of Cheilinus undulatus (humphead wrasse), 2314 nucleotides long. RefSeq names its product retinoblastoma binding protein 8 (gene rbbp8). Lineage: Eukaryota; Metazoa; Chordata; Actinopteri; Labriformes; Labridae. The record is from RefSeq and is a predicted model, not a curated record. Gene Ontology annotation, cellular component: site of double-strand break. Gene Ontology annotation, biological process: DNA double-strand break processing involved in repair via single-strand annealing; double-strand break repair via homologous recombination. Gene Ontology annotation, molecular function: Y-form DNA binding; double-stranded DNA binding; single-stranded DNA binding. The transcript has 19 exons. The coding region runs from base 200 to 2092 and encodes 630 amino acids.
GCGCGCGGAGUUGAAUUCGUUAUUUGUAGCGCACUAUCUAUAAUACUUACAAAAACAGAGAUUUUAAAGAUUAUUCAAGUUUUAAAUCCGUUUAUAAACACGUUCCCCUAGUAGUUACAGAUCAACAACAUUUCUACGGUACUCUGGUCUCUCUUCUGUGCCGUUGUCAAGUGGCAGGUGGUCUGUGCAUGGAUGGAGGAUGAGCAGCCCUUCACUGAGCAGUGAGACCCCUAGAUCUGCUCACCUGUUUGAUGAUUUAUGGAGGCAGCUGAGAGAGACCCACCAUGAAGCACUGCAAGAAUUGGAGGCAAAAGUGAGCAAGUUAAAAAAGGAGCGUUGCUUAGAUGCUCAGAAGCUUGAGGUGUUUUACAACCGCAACCAGCAGUUAAAGGAGCAAAAUAAAAGCCUACAGGACACUGUCAGUCUCCUGGAGGAAAGGCUGCAUUCAGGAGAAUGUGAUCGAUGUGCUGCCUUUAAGGAGAAUUUGAAAAACAACCAGGAGGAGAAUCUGUGCCUCAUUGAAAAACUGAAGCAUGAAAGAAACUUGCUGGAGGAGAAAAACAAAAAGCUACAAGCUGAAGUGGAGAAGUUAAAAACGUAUCUCUCAGAGCAGCGGCAGACCUCUCCAGAUCAAGAAGAGGGAAUCAUUCCUGACUCUCCCAUCCUGCCAAACUCACUGCCAGCUGCCAACAAACUGAGGAAACGCAGAAAAGUGGACAAAAUGAAACACGUCCGUUACGCAGAGACACCUUUACUACAGUCUAACAGCUUACUAUUCAAUGAACCGAAUAAGGAGCCCGGAAGAGCAGAAGUGCUCGUACCAAACACGUGCGAACUGGACACAUCACAGACCUCAAAUUAUGUAAAUCCAAAUAUGGAAAUAGAGAUUGCAGAAACAUGUGGCCUUGAGCUUCUAGAAAAACCUUGUAUGCAGAGCAGCUCCAAAUCACUGCGGAAGUUUGACGUCCAUUUAAAACCCACAAUGAUCCACAGUCCAGACCCGACCACAGAGAGAUCCCCAUCGCUGCUCCCACGAGUCAAACGCCUUUCAGAGAACGACUCGGUUAACAAGGCAAAGAGGAAGAAGGAGGACAGUGAGCAUGAGGACAGACAAGGCGAAAACCCUCAACAAGACCUGAUCAAACAAACAAAUUCAUCUUUAAGCAAUCAUAGGGAGUCAAUGAGUGGAAAGGUGCAGUCUAAACCUAAUGGGACUUUGAGCCAAAAACAAAAUGUUUCUAGCAUCAGUCCUGAUUUUAAGAGGCCACAAGCUUGCGCCAGUGCUAGUAAGAAAGGAAACACUCACCUGCCCCUGAACAACUCACAGGACCACAGUGGAGGAGAUGAUGCAGAAAAGAAGCCCAAAGUGGAUUCGAUGUGGAGCAUCGAUCCGGCACUUGCUCUGUCCAUGUACGACAGCGAGCAGAUGGAGGAAGAGGAGGAGUGUCCUGGUGAGCUGGUGGACACAGACUGUACCUGGGUCAGUCACAGUGUGCUGCAGCAGCGGGACAAACCUGACUGUGUGCCUGGACUUGGUGAGAAGGCGAACGACAGUCUGGACAUGCUGUUUGACACCACAGCUUAUGGCGAGUACAAAUCCUACAAUGGUUCACAUUUAGGCCAGAGCCAGCCCUGUGAUGAUGAUGAUGAAGAUGAGGAGGAAGGAGGAGGGGAUGAGAAUGAAGAUGAUAAUGAGAGAGAUCCUGAUGAGACCACGCUGAGUCAGAUUAAAGGAAACAAAGCAAGUCGCCCAGCGUUUGCUCAUGUUGCUGUGAUCCGUAAGAAGGACGAGAGGAGGAAGCUGAAGGGCGCCACUUGUAAAGAAUGUGAAGUUUACUACGCUCAUCUCCCAGAGGAGGAGAAACAGAAGAAGCUGUCAUCGUGUUCCAGGCACAGAUUUCUCUAUAUUCCUCCGUGUACUCCUGAAAACUUCUGGGAAGUUGGAUUUCCAUCGACUCAAACGUGCAUUGAAAGAGGUUACAUCAGGGAGGAGAAAAAUCCUGAGGCUCGCACUCGGAGACGACAGCCGCUCAACGCUUUAUUCUCCCCGAAGAGAAAACAACAGGAGAGCAACAGCAGUUUUUCUCGAUAGGACUCAUUUAAUCAACACAGUAAAUGACACUUUAUGGGUACUAUGAUGCGAUCUGUCACACGCUGGCCUCUACAAGAAAGUUGGACUGUUAGCAUAUUUUAAGUGUGUGAUUUCAGUGUGAUCUUUAUGUACAGAAUGUUUAAAUGCUUGGUGUCUUAUCCAGUUUUAGAGAAAGUGUAUGUGAAAUAUUUGUAGAAUAAAAAUGACGCGAGAUAACUGUCA